Molecule: messenger RNA, 2080 nt
Organism: Phalaenopsis equestris
Lineage: Eukaryota; Viridiplantae; Streptophyta; Magnoliopsida; Asparagales; Orchidaceae
Exons: 10
Coding region: 13-2040 (675 amino acids)
Source: RefSeq, a predicted model, not a curated record
GAGAGAGUAGAGAUGAAGAAACAGUUAUCCACAACUGCUAGUGAUCUCCUUCAGAAAUGUGCAGAAGUUCUGAACACAUCAGAGGAUGCUCUCAUCAAUGAGUUCGACAAGAGCUUGAAAGCCUCCGUAGAUAACUGCUCAAGAAGCUUUGUUGAGUUCUGCAGCUCUAAAGCAAUUGAAAAACUUUGCUGCGAAAUUGGAGAGAAAAUUAGCCAUGGAAAAUUUACCCGUUUCACCUUUGAUAUGAUGCUGGCAUGGCAGUUCCCAAGCAACAAAGAUGAAGAGUACUCCUAUUCAGUUUAUGAAGGUAUUGGAAAGGAAAGGGAAGAUAGAAAGAAAGUUCUGCAAGGAAAUCCAGGCCAGAUCCAUGAUGAUAUUCCCCUCUUCUAUUCUGACAUAAUGCCACUUCUAGUGGAUGAAGAAAAUAAUGUUGGUGAAGACUCAUUUGUAUGGUUGGGAUGUGUUCUUCCAUUGGCCGCCGAUGUCGUAAAUGCUCGAUUUGUAUUCGAGACACUUACCGCGCCCACGGCAAGCCGACUUCACUAUCCGGCUUACGAUAGGUUUCUCAAAGAGAUAGACAAAUAUAUUAAGUACCUGCAAAAACAAAGACCACCGACAGGAUAUGAAUUUGCAGCAGAUGAAUUCAUACUGCAUGUAGAAGGGACUGGAAUGACUCAACGGGUGGUUCGUCACAUAGGCGAAACAAGUUGGCCAGGCAGACUUACACUAACAAAUCUGGCACUCUAUUUUGAGGCCUCGAAGUCAAUUUCAUAUGACAAUGCCUUAAAAAUUGAUCUUUCAAGCGCCGAAGCAGAUCAUCAAGUGAGAGCAACAUCUACUGGACCUUUUGGCGCUCCCUUCUUUGAUAGAGCUAUAACAUAUGAGUCUUCAUUACUCAGAUCAGAACCAUUGACACUAGAGUUCCCAGAGAUGGCCAGUUCGACUCGACGAGAUCAUUGGUUUGCGCUUAUAAAUGAAGUCAUAAAAAUGCAUAAAUUCAUAUCAAAACUCAGGGAUGAGUUCUCUGAAACAGAGACAUGUUUUCAAGUUUGGGAAGUGCAAGCCAGAACUAUUUUGGGGAUAAUGAGGCUUCAUGCAGCAAGGGAAAUGCUUCGAAUGGCUCCUCCUCCUCCCAUCAACUUCUUAAUCUUCACUUUGCUUGAUGAAGUUCCCAAAGGGGAUUAUGUGUUGGAAGAACUGUAUAAUAGCUUGAAGAAGUCAGAAGUAAUAGGUGCUUGCAGUGCUGCCUCCAUACUUAAGAGCUUGAAUAUUGGGAGUCCAGUUGUUUGUGGAAUGAAAGCAAAAGAAGGCGUUGAGAUAACACCAAGAAGGGGAGAAGCGGAAUCAUUAGCAAUGCUAGAGCCAGCCAUUGAGCAAGUGAGAGAGGAAGCGAAGGAGGCGAGCAUUGCCAAGGCUACUCUAGAGAAGAUUAAAGAUGAGGGGAUCAUAGAUAGCAUUAUUUUGCUGGGGGAGCUACUAAGUCCACUUAAAAAUCUACUCCCAUUUCUCCAAAGAAUCAUUUCAUGGGAAAAGCCUGCACUCACUUUCUCUACAUUUGUCAUAGCUCUCCUCACCAUAUACAAAGAAUGGUUCGGUCCGGCCCUCGCUGCCCUCCUGCUGUUCGCCGUCGGAAUGAUGCUAUGGGUCAGGCACAAAAGGCUUGGAGAGCUACCUAUAGAGGUUGUCAUCUCCCCACCCUCAGAAAAAUCAACACUUGAAAGUAUAGUAUCAGCUCAGCACAGCCUUAAUAACUUUGAUGCAAUGGUUAAGACAACAAACAUCACCAUUCUCAAAAUCAAAUCUAUAUUUGUAUCGAAGACACCGAAGCAUUCAAAUAUGGCAAUGAGUGGGCUUAGUGUAGUUGCAUUUUUGCUGAUGAUGGUGCCAUUCAGGCUUGUUCUGAUAGGAUUUGCUACAUAUAUUUUCAUGCCUAAGCUGAACAAAACAGGGAAAAGGAAUAGCAGUCAAGGAAAUAGAAGGCUGAAAGAGUGGUGGGAGACUAUACCAGUUACUCCAGUUCGCAUAGUCAGCGAGUCUUGAUUAGAUCUAUGAAAUAUUUCUUUUCUAUAAGUUUACAAAA